Messenger RNA from Vollenhovia emeryi, 4334 nucleotides. It is a transcript of the gene dally, whose product is annotated as division abnormally delayed protein. Gene Ontology annotation, biological process: regulation of protein localization to membrane; positive regulation of canonical Wnt signaling pathway; cell migration. The record is from RefSeq and is a predicted model, not a curated record. Bases 165 to 2051 code for a protein of 628 amino acids. Gene Ontology annotation, cellular component: cell surface; extracellular region; plasma membrane. The transcript has 8 exons. NCBI's taxonomy places the organism in Eukaryota, Metazoa, Arthropoda, Insecta, Hymenoptera, Formicidae.
GAGAGAGACUAUUUUCACGAGCGCGCGCGCGCGCUCGCGGAACGUCCUCCGGCCACGCGCGCGAAUUUCCCUCGCGGCUUUCCCCCCGGGUUCCCCCUCCUCUCUCUCUCUCUCUCUUUCUCUCUCGCCCCGCGUCUCUCGGGCACCGGGGCCAUUUUGCCGAAAUGAUGAAAAUAACACCGCGAGCCGCCUCGCGCGGACUGCCCGCGUCCUCGCUCCUGCUCGCGGUCCUCGUCUGGUGCCACUGCGUGUGCUCGAUCGCGCACGCGAAAUCGCACCACCUGAGGACGACGUCCAACGACACCGAGCAAGCCGUCGACUGCGAGCUCGUCAGGCCGUUCUUCGACACCAAGAACAUCACGCUCGCGCCGGCCGCCGCGGACUCCCCGAAAACGAUAUGCGGCGGCAAGUGCUGCGGCGCGGAGAUGGAGGAGCGUCUGAAGGAACAAGCCCGGACGGACUUCCACAGUCUGAUCCAUCAUCACAGUAGAAGUCUACAAGGCCUCCUCGCCACCACCGUCGACGCUCUCAAAGAGACGAUGAUCGUGUUGCUGCGGAGGUCGGAGAACACGACCGUGACCAUGUUCGACCAGGUGUACCGCUCAAUGGCGCCGCAGAGCAGACCAUCGAUCCGGGCGUUCUACCAGUCGAUGAUUGACUACGUGUCGUCCGCCGACGACACCUCGGACGAUCCGCAGCAGCGGCCGCCGCUGACGCGCGAGACGCUGCAGGAGCGCAUCAACGAAUUCUUCACGCGGCUCUUCCCGAUCGCCUACCAUUAUGCCAUUAAUCCGAACGGGCAUCGGGAUUGGCGGGACUUCACCGAAAAGUUCAAGUCCUGCCUGUACGAGAGGAUCGACGACAUACAGCCGUUCGGCGAGACGCCGCAGGAAGUAUUAAAGAUCGGCAAGAGCCUGGAUGCCACCAGGAUUCUGGUGGAGGCGUUGACGCUCGGUAAAACUGUCCUCGACAGGACGGACAGAAUGAUCUUUAACAUCGGCAAGAGUCCUCAACAGGACGCCUGCUACGACGCCCUGCUUAGGAUGACCUAUUGUCCCAAGUGCAAGGGUAUCGGGAAGACCGUGAGACCCUGCGGCGGAUUCUGCACGAACGUAGUUAGAGGCUGCCUGACGGAGCCGGCGUCCGAUCUGGAUCUCGCGUGGUCCGGUUACGUGGACACGGUCGAGAGGCUCGUCGCGGCGAUCAGCGGCAAGAGCGAUCACCACGGCCUGAACGUCAGGUCCGCCGUCAGGGAUUUGGACUCCCGCAUUUCGGAUGCCAUUAUGCACGCGAUGGAGAACGGCCCGCUGCUCGAGGAGAAGGUGAGGAAGGUGUGCGGUCGCUCGGAGCUGCUGCCGCCCGAGGAGAAGAGCCCAGUGUCCUCGGAUGCAGCUGCGAGGUCGUCCCCGUCGUCCAGCGGCGUGGAACCGCGGCACGCAGCUGCGCCGUCGUCUCACGCGCAAGACGACCUGGUGGACCAGUUGCACAAGCAGCUGGCCAACUUCCUGGCGAGCGUCGUCAGGUCCCGCAUCUUCUACGGCACGUUGGCGGACGCGAUCUGCGAGGAUUACCCCGACAAACGUUGCUGGAACGGCGAACGCGUCGGAGAAUACACGAAAACCGUGGUAGAUUCCAGUCUGAACGCUCAACGAUACAAUCCUGAAUUCACGAUAACGAUGUCGUCGACGCCGGCUACCUACUCCGGCAAUGUGAACACCAGCGCGCUCAUUGACCAAUUGAGGCACAUUAAUCAGGUGGUGCAGACCCAAUUGGUAUCCGACCUCGGGCCCGACGGCUUCCUGGCCGACGAGGCUGGUUCCGGGAGCGGGGACAGCGCGGUCUGGAGGCCGCACGGCAACGGCGAGAUCGACGACGACGAGGACGGCCGCGAUCGCGACGACGACGACGAGGCGUCCGGCUCCGGAAUGGGCCCCACCACGACAGACACGUCGAUGAAGCCUCACCCGAACGGUCCGCUCCACGCUGGAUCGUCAACGGUCUUGCUAUCAUCCGCGGUCCUCGCUAUCGUCUGCGCAUCGCUUAUCGCUUAAUCGGUCGCGUCGCCGGAACGAGAGAUACGAUUUCGAUCGCGAUUUACGGCCGACGUAGGCGGCCAGUAGAUAAGGAGAGAGUUAAACUAGUUUCUGUCGCGAUCGAGGGAUUGUUAGCAGGUCGGACCUAUCCGGUUCCUCGCGCGGGAUUCUUCCGGCGUGCGUGAAUGCCGAUGAGCUGCCUCGUAAGGAGGUUCACCGGCAGCUUCCGCCCGCCGGAAUCGCGUACAAGCGAUGCCGUUGAUAAUUUAUCGGUGGCGUGUCGGGCAGCGAAGCGAACUGUUCCUGCCGCGAUCCCGCUGGAAGGACGCCGCGGUUCUCAGUGAUAUAUCGAUGCGCGUGGAAUAUGUGUAUGUGUAUAUGCACGGCGUGCAUGCAUGUGUGUUUGUGUGUGAGAGAGAGAGAGAGAGAGAAGGGUGGUUCUAAAAGUAUACGGGAAAGGGAAAGAGAAAAGAGCGUACGGCAAAGCGGAAAGAAGCGAUGGGCGAACUGAGUCUGAGACGUCGCGCUUGUAAAACGCGAUGAUAAAUCUCGCGAUGUUUUUUCCAGGUGCAGUGUUUUGUCGACGGAAACUCUGGUUUUCUUCCCUUUUUUUCCCCCGUGCACACGGAUAUCGAUACCGUGGAACUGGAGCGCGUAACGCGUUUGCCUCGGGCAGAACUUGAAAUUAAUGUUUUUUUUAAAUUUUUUUAGCAAAUGCACAAAUGCAACUCUUUACAAAGUUUACAUUCGGGAGAGAGGACUUCUUUCAAGCUUGUAAAUUUGCGAGACGCGCGGUAUUUAUGCUUGAAGGGACAAGUGACAUUGACCCUAGGGAGUUGAGGAGAAUAGAAUAUCACCGCAAGUUAAAAGCCCGGCUAUAGGAACGCAGGUCAGUAUUUCGCAUGUCACUUUGUCCUUCCGGUUUUUCGAGAUUCGCGCUUUUAUCUCCGCAAACGAAGCGCGAAGCAUUGGAUUAGCGUUGCUCAAACGCGAAGCCGCGCAAGGAAAUUAUUGAAAUUACGAGUCGCGCGCGUUUUCAUAAUCAAAUCGCUAGCCGAAAGAAAAGGGUACCAUAGGGACACGUUCCGAUUUGGAAAUGCCAGGUACACCCGUUAUCUCACUGACUCCACGCGCGCUUUCUCGCGAGGCGAGUCGCGAAAAUGUAUAGGCCUAAGAGAGAAAAGUCUCUGUCAAACGGAGCGCACUCGCGCCGAGUGUCGGUAUUACAUAAGAAUGCGGGAUGGUCGCGGCAGAGCCAUCGAUCGCCGGCUCCAGGGAGGACAAAACUUCCGAUCCGAAGGUCGACGAGUCCGCUGUCCGACUCCGUUUAUCUUUCGCGAGAGGGGAAAAGUGUGUCGCGCGGCACUCUGAGAAAUGGCUUCGAGAAGCGUCAUCUCCUCUUUGUUAUAUCGGGUGUACGUUUCGUUAGCUUUGCGAUAAAAGCGAACGAUUCGCUGGAGAAGCGCCUAAGAAAACAAAAUUAUUAUAAUUACGUGGAGGGUUUGCGGAGCGAGAGGGAAGGAGGAGAUGCGCCGAUGGACCAACUCCAGUGACAAACCCCGCGUUCGCGCCUUCACGAACGGAAUGACCGAUUGUAGUUUAACGCGGAAUGCUCCGAAGGACGUCGUCCACCUUAGCCUCGAAUUAAAUCUUUUCCCUUAAUUACGGAGAUAGAAGGCGUGUAGGAAGGACCACACGUUUCGUUCGAAAACUAUCAAGUGUCUGCAAUACGUUUGACAUUGGUAACUCCUUAAUUUCCAAACGUUUUUCUUCUUUUUCGUUUGACUUUACUGCUAUUUGGCUAUUUGUAAGAUAAAGUUUUGUAUUUAUUUUUUUUUUAGACGCUUGUCUUUUGUAAAGUCAGGCCUUCGCUGAUUUAUGAACCGGAUUCGAUCUCGCGCGGUCACGUAGCCGGUGCCGAAUGCCAGAUGAGAGUAUGUACAUGGAAACGAAAGUAUUUUACCUUCACUUCCUACGACUCGCAGAAGUCGUACGAAUAUCGUUACUGUCGAGCCAAUCGGCCGCGAACAGCCACGUCGGUGUGCCUCGUAAUUCGCGUGCCGGUUGUUCCUUUUUUUUCUUUCUUUCGCGUAUAAAGUAGGAAAGAAGUGUCUUUUUCGCCGGGUGACGUCGCCGCGUCUCGUUCAGGCGGGCGUCGAUGUAUCGCGCAUUAUUAUUGAAAACGACGAGGGGAGGCCAUAAUCAUCCGUCGUCGACGAUAACGCGAAUGCCAUAUGUGUACACACACACGCGCGUAUAAAGUCGUAUAUAUGUAUAUAUCUAUGUACGAUAUAUAUACAA